UCAACAAUUAACUGCAGACAAAAGAAAAAAAAAAUCCCUUUCAAGUCCGCGUUCCGCAAUUCACUAUCUUGAAACCCUAAUCUGCUCUCCAAAAUCACUCCCACCAACAAUUACCUCUCAAGUUUCCCACCAUUCUACGCGUCUUUCUCAAAACGCCGUUGAGUUUCUUUUUCGAAGCUCUCCGGGUCGUUUUCCGGUUCAAUUUCGAGGAAUUGGACGGUAAAUUAUUAGGGUUUCAUUUUACGCCACAAGGAUAGGUUAAAGUUCGAAACUUUCUAAAAGGGUUUUAUUUAAAACCUCUUUUUUAUUUUAAUCGAGUUUUAGUUUCUUUGAAGUAUUUAGGGUUUGGUGAAAUUUCAAUGGACAUUGGGGAUUGAAUGGUAGCGGUUGUCUGUAGCUUGAAUUUGUGAAGAAGUCGGUUGGUUUGUUACAGUGGUUGAGUUUUUUUUCGUGAUUAAAAGGCUGAAAGUGACAAGCUUGAAUUUUUAGGAGUUGAAAUGGAUUACGAGCUUUCUGAUAGCAGCGGAACUGAUGAUGACCUUCCACCUACACAUCGAAAUAGAUUCCAAAGUGGGGCGCGAACUGCUGGGAAUGGAAGAUCUGCAGUUGGUGGUGCUGCUUCACAGCCAAGGUUGCAUAGUGACAUGGAAACUCAAAUCCACAACAUUGAACAAGAAGCAUACACUUCAGUCCUGCGUGCCUUUAAAGCCCAGUCAGAUGCUAUUACUUGGGAAAAGGAAAGUCUAAUUACAGAACUCAGAAAAGAACUAAGAGUUUCAGAUGAGGAGCACAGGGAGCUCCUAGCCAGGGUUAACGCUGAUGAUAUGAUUCGGAGGAUAAGGGAAUGGAGAAAGGCGAACGGGAUCCAACCUAGCAUGCCAAGCACUGCCCAGCCUUCUCACGAUCCUAUACCUAGUCCUACUGUUUCAGGAUCACGCAAGAAGCAGAAAACCUCACAGUCAGUCGCAUCAUUGUCCAUGGUUGUACCUUCUCCUGUAUUGCAUCCAUCUAUGCAACCAUCUACAUCAGCCCUGAGACAUGGCCCUCCACCUGGAUCUGGGAACAAGAAGCCCAAAUCAUCCAUGCAGCAGCGUUCUACAGGUUUGUCCAGCAGGGCUCAAGCUGCUAAUCGUGGUUCUUCAGGUGUCUUCGCAACCAAUGAUUUAAUUGGAAAGAAAGUUUGGACUCGAUGGCCAGAGGAUAACCACUUCUAUGAAGCUGUUAUAACUGACUACAAUCCAGUUGAGGGUCGGCAUGCUUUGGUUUAUGAUAUUAAUACUGGGGAUGAAACAUGGGAAUGGGUCAAUCUCAAAGAGAUAUCUCCUGAAGAUAUUAGGUGGGAGGGUGAGGAACCAGGACUUUUCCGUAGAGGUGGCCGGCCUGGACCAGGCCGUGGGAAUAAGAAAGCCAUUGCACGUGGUGGUGCAGUUGUCACUGCAGGAAGAGGUAGAGGAACCACAAAGGGUCAGUCCAAAAAAGAUUUCCCUUUAAUCCAGAAUGGCAUUGGGAAGAAGGCUAUGGGUGAUAUUGAGAUACUUCACACAAAUACUCUAAUCAAGGAGGUAGAAAAAGUUUUUGGUGCUAGCCAUCCUGAUCCUUUGGAAAUUGAGAAAGCAAAGAAAGCUCUGGAAGAACAAGAACAAGCCCUGGUCAACGCCAUUGCAAGGCUUGAAGAAGCAUCAGAUGGUGAGAGUGGCUAAUCAUUUUGGUACAUGUGUAGCCCUGGUCUUAGUCCUCCAUCGAAGUGGAUUAUUUUCACCAGAAAACCAUACAUUAUUGAUAAUGAAAAGAAUAAAAUCUUCUUUUUCUUGACAUCAAAGCAGAUGAGGGGGAACAUCCAUUUCCCCGUGUUCAAUCAAUGGACCAAGAUCGGGGAUGGAGAAAACGGUCAUAUGAUGAGAUUGUUGGUGAAGGUAGAGGAAUUGAAGGUUCAGAUGGCAACAAAAUGGCAAGAAAUGGCAGAAUUGUUUCAAGUGAUCAGCAUGAUGAGAACUAUGACAUGUGAUUAUUAGGCUUAUUGUCAACCAGUGACCCUGACUUGUAUUAUAGCUUCCUCAAAUUUUAUGGCCAGCCAAGAGCAUGACAAUCCCUGGGCUUAUAUAUUAGCUAGGGAAGACAGUAGCUUUGAUUUCAGUGUAACUUUAGUUUCAUUGAAGUAGGAAAAUGUUGAUGUAAAUUAUUUUCAGAGUGAUAUCUGACCAUGUAAAAAUGGCUAAAUGGCUUUGAAUCUCUUAUCGUUUUUGCAAUAGCAAUGUGGUAAUAGCUUGGACGUUACUCUCA
Messenger RNA from Populus trichocarpa (black cottonwood), 2280 nucleotides. Its product is annotated as protein EMSY-LIKE 3. Gene Ontology annotation, cellular component: nucleus. Gene Ontology annotation, biological process: defense response to fungus. The transcript is spliced from 11 exons. The coding region runs from base 498 to 1700 and encodes 400 amino acids. The record is from RefSeq and is a predicted model, not a curated record. Lineage: Eukaryota; Viridiplantae; Streptophyta; Magnoliopsida; Malpighiales; Salicaceae.